This is a messenger RNA of Microplitis demolitor, 3843 nucleotides long. RefSeq names its product kinesin-like protein KIF19. Gene Ontology annotation, cellular component: membrane. The record is from RefSeq and is a predicted model, not a curated record. Gene Ontology annotation, molecular function: ATP binding; microtubule binding; extracellular ligand-gated monoatomic ion channel activity. Gene Ontology annotation, biological process: microtubule-based movement; monoatomic ion transport. NCBI's taxonomy places the organism in Eukaryota, Metazoa, Arthropoda, Insecta, Hymenoptera, Braconidae. The coding region runs from base 149 to 3733 and encodes 1194 amino acids. The transcript is spliced from 18 exons.
UAUUUUUACUUCAGCAAAUUUACCUGCUCAUAGCCACCAUCUGAGAGACAACAGCAGAGUCAGGCUCCAGUUGUUACCGUCGGUUUGAGUCUAACAGCUCUGUUUAUAAGACCCGAUAAUAUUUUUUAUAUUUAUUAUUCAUACUAAAAUGCGCGGGUGUAAUUUAAAUGGAUUUUAUUUUAUAAAAUUAUCAAUUUAUAUUUUUUUUUAUUAUUUAUGUUGUGUGCAAAGUGAUCCAAUUACGGCAACCGAAAGUAAUAAUUGUCAUGCAAUUAACAGAGAAAACACAUUAACACAGCGAGAAUUACUUCAGGAAUUGACAAAUGAUUGUCGGUACGAUAAGAUGGUAAGACCACCUGGUGAAAUCAAUGCAAGUGACCCAAUUAAAGUUGCCUGCAGGGCAAACAUAUAUACAAUAAAGUCAAAUAUGGCCAAGACACUACAAUUUGACGUCCACAUGAUGCUCCAAUUUCGUUACCGCGACUCAAGACUAAGAUAUUCUGAGGUAGCGCCGCAGUACACUCAUAUUUUCGGGGGUCAGUCAGCUCAUAAUUUAAUAUGGACACCAACGGUAUUUGUCUCCAAUGAAAGAACUUCCGUCAUAAUGGGAAACGGCGUCAAAGAUUUGCUGAUAUCAAUCGACCCGACUGGUGUGGUCAUCUUAAACACCAGACUCGAGGCCACCUUGAACUGUGCUCUUCGCCUGGAAAAAUUUCCCUUUGACGUACAAGAAUGCCCGCUGAUAUUUGAAAGCUGGACUCACAGUGCGCAAGAUAUGAAAUUAUACUGGGAUGAAUCACCGAUCGUGUUAGCGAAAGAGUUGCAUUUAACAGAGUAUCGACUGGUUGAGAAAUGGGUUAACGAGACUGAGGUCUCUUACACUGCGGCACAGCAACAUUAUGGUCACUUUGCUGGUAACUUUAGUUCGAUUAGCAUCACGUUUAAGCUCGCACGUGAAAUGGGAUUUUUUGUUAUGGACUAUUAUAUACCAUCAGUAUUGAUUGUCGUGGUGUCAUGGGUGUCAUUCUGGCUUCACGUUGACGCGAGCCCGCCGAGAAUCGUUCUAGGAACUAACACAAUAUUAGCAUUCAUGACACUUGCGUCUAAAAUCGAAAAUUCAUUGCCUAAAGUUUCCUACAUAAAAGCCAGCGAAAUUUGGUUUCUUGGUUGUACAAUUUUUCUUUUUGCAGCAAUGGUAGAGUUUGCCUUCGUCAAUACAAUUUACCGGAGAAAGAAAACAGUUCAAUUGAAAAAAGUUAACAGUAAAUAUAUUUUGAAAUCAACACUGACCCCGCGCUUGGCGCGAAAACAAUUUCAAAAAAAUACAACCAAUCUUGAACGGUCGCGGUCUUGGUCUUCUCUGGAUAACAGCCGCUUAAAUGGCAGUGAUUACUCCAGUCAAAAUUAUUUAACAGUCCACGGUUUUCCUAGUACAAUCAAUAUACCGUCAGUGAGAAUAGAAGACGAGAGAGAUCGUGACUUUUCAAGCGGCAGUAUAAUGACAAUUGAGAGUUCACCGUCUCCUCCACCAAAAUCAUUUCCACGGCGACCAACUCUCGCGAAAUUGAACACCUUUACAACAAUGACACCACAGGAAAUAGCUCAGUGGAUCGACCGGCGGAGCAGAAUUAUGGUUAUGGUGGAUGAUUUAGAAGUAGAUAAACAAAAACGUAACUCACCAAAGCAAUAUCUGUACGACUUAGUACUGGGUGAAGAUUCAUCGCAAGAAGCAGUUUACGAAGGAACAACUAAAUCACUUGUACAAGAUAUAAUCGACGGAUAUAAUGCAACUGUUUUUGCAUAUGGUGCCACUGGGGCAGGUAAAACACACACGAUGGUCGGCAGUGCUGAGGAACCUGGUGUUAUGGUACGGGCCUUGAAUGACAUUUUUUUAGCGGCACGUAGACUUUCAAACGACGUCGACGUUGAGGUAGCAAUGUCAUAUCUCGAGAUAUAUAAUGAAAAUAUUCGCGACCUGUUGAAUCCAAAUACUGGUUACUUGGAGUUGCGUGACGACUCGCGAGGUCGCAAUAUACAAAUCACUGGGCUUACUGAAGUUUCGAUAAAUUCUACGGAAGAGGUAAUGAAAUUAUUACACCAAGGCAAUAAAGCCCGGACUGUCGAGCCGACAGCUGCUAAUGAAACGUCAUCUCGUAGUCAUGCUUUGCUGAAUGUCGUUGUGAAGCAAACAACGAGGCCACCGUCUGGUCGUGACCUUCGACAUCGGGCACGUGUUAAGCAGGGUAAACUUUUUAUGAUUGAUCUUGCGGGUUCUGAAAGAGCGAAGCAAACAAAGAAUCAAGGAAAACGUCUUCAAGAAGGCGCGCAUAUUAACAGAUCACUACUCGCACUUGGUAAUUGCAUAACGGCAUUGUCUGGCGGCGCACGUUACGUCAAUUAUCGGGAUUCAAAGCUCACGAGACUGCUGAAGGAUGCACUUGGUGGGAAUUGCCGGACUGUGAUGAUCGCUCACGUUUCACCUUCGGCUUUUCAUCGUGAAGAAAGCAAAAACACACUAAUGUAUGCAGAUCGCGCUAAUCGUAUCACUAAUAAAGUCGAACAGAAUAUCGUUGAUGUGAAUUAUCAUGUGACGCAGUACCGCGAUAUUAUAAGCGAUUUAAAAAAUGAAAUAUCUAGAUUGAGAACUAAAAUGCAUGAUACCGAAAGACCGGAUACGCAGGAAAGAAUUUCAUUGGCUAAAGGAAAUGAUCUGAGAAGUUUGCGUGAAAAAAUAGUGUCAGCAUUUAAAGAACAAAUGCGACUUAGGCGUAAACUUAUGGAAUUAGAUAGUCAUCUACUGGGUCUUAAUAUAGCCGCUGAACAGCAGCAUGCAAUUAUUUCACACUGGGAGUCGAGAAAUAAUAAACUUUACAAAGCUACCAAAGAAAAUACUAGACGAAGAUCUAGCGCUGAUAGUCAGAUUGAUGAAACUGAAAAUGAAGAUUUAAUUGAAGAAUAUGAAGUUGAUGAUAUCACUGUACAGCAGGCAUGGACAGAAUUAUCAGAAAUAAAUAAAGAGCAAGAACGUUACACUGAAAUACGAGCGAUAACUGAGCGGGAAUUAGAAACUUGUCGGCAGCGAAGUUCAUCCCUUGAAGAUGAAUUGCCGGCGAGAAUAAAUUCUGAGGAAGAACGUGAACUGUUGGCACUGAUGCUACGCGUCCAUGAAUUGGAAGCAGACAAAAUGAUGUUGCAAAGUGAAAGAUUAGUCAAACAGCAUGAACUUAGAAGACGAGAACUUCUGCUACUUAGAUAUGAUCGUCAGCGUCAGAUUUCUGAUGAAAUUAUAACGCGGCAGCGCAGAAUUAUGGAAGAUGGAAAACUGGCUCUUCCGUCAGAUUUACAAGAGUUGUAUAUAAUGUACCAACAAGAAAUUCAUGCCGCUGCUUACAACGAUAGCAAUUUAGUUGAUUUAUCAGUAUCUUCCAUGCUAUUUAAUAACCGUCUGCCACCAAUAAAUCGUGGAAUUCAUUUUGAAAGUCUUGAUGACACAAGAUUACCCAGCAGCUCAACAGAUUCUGAUUGGGAGUCUCCGUUACCUCCAAUACCAGAGCCACAGGAAAUUGAAAACGUAAUGGGUCCAGUUGUUCGUCCAUUAGUAUCUCCAUCAGUUUUUUUCCCGCCAAUAUCCAGCUCUAAAAGAAAAAAUCAGGACAAUAAAUUGCGUAGAGUUGCAAGUGAUAAUAAUGUAAAUUCACCAAAAAAUUUACGGGAUUCACGACUAAAAGCAUAAGCUCUUCGCAUCGUUAAUCGUUAAUUUAAAAUAAAUAAAUAAAAUUAGCAGUAACGAGCUACUAGUACCUGAAAAUAUAAUAAUAAUUAAAAUAAUAAUGAUUACUGCUA